UUUCUACUAAGGAGUCCAAUUUGUAUCCCUCACAGCAUCUUGUAUUUUUGUAUCAUUUCACUUUAGUUAAUUAUUGCAAUGUUAUUAUAUACCUACUUAUUUAUUUAAUAUGUUUAUGGCAGUAUAUUACCCAAACUGAUUUAGUAAUAUUAAUGUCCAAUAAAACAAUUAUCAAAACCAAUCAAUAUUGAUGUCAUCAUUAAUAUAUAAGAAUAAACAAUGAACUAUGAUAAUGAAGACUUUAAUUAAACACAUUGAACUAAAAAAAUAUGGGACUCUUUCAGAUAAUGACCCCAUUAUCUUCCCCGGGCCCAUUCAAGAAGUACCAUUGACUAGGUAUGGCGCCGACGAGAACGACAUCCCAGAAAAAUGCAGGAACAAGAACUACUGCACUAUCAAGCCAGUAGACUAUCCUCAGGAGAGAUUCAACAGCAUGAUUAAAAGUAAAUCUUUGCAGCAAGUAAGCUUAGUCCAGUCCGAUCUCGAUGAUAGACAAGGUGAUCCCGAGGAAAUAGACAACUGCGAAACACUAGUUGAGUUUGAGCCGCUGUACAGGGUGCGAACGAAAUUGGGAGAUUGGUAUACCGUUGUCCAAGCUCCCGAGAAAAAUUAUGUACAAAAAGUGAGAACGGAAACUUGCAAGGGCAACGAUCAACCGUGCUUCACCAUCUUCCCACAAAAAGACAGUUAUACAACUUUCUGCAAACAAAAGUUCAGUACGUGGGAGUUUGUCGUCGAGGCCAAAGGCGGCACUGGGAAAUUUGAAACGGUCAAAAUCGAUCUGCCUACAUGCUGCUCAUGUCACUACAAAAUAACAUUUUAAAUAUACGACAUGCUAUGACUUUAUUUGUAUAUAGCUAUUACGUUAUGCGGUUCAAUUUAAUAUAUAAUGGUUCAAUUUAAUAUAUGUUGGUGAAGUGCAGCGCAAACCACUUUUCAGUACCAUAGCGUUUUCGUAUUUGUAAACGAUGAAACGAGAAUUAAUUAAUUAGGUAACAUAACAAUAAAAGCCACACCCAUUCUCACAUAUCCGUUUUUCCUUUUCGCUGGCUCUGUAACGCUUUUCGUUAAAUUCUGCCGAUGUCAUGUGGACAAACAGCUUCUUCAGGAUAAACUAUUCAAGUUUGUGGACGUACUCUUUGCUACACGUCUCUAUAAGUAUAUAUCUCCGACUCGUCAAAAAAUAUUUCAAAAAAAUAUUGCGAUUGAACCUCAACACAAGCCGGGGAUUUUUUCAAUUAAAAUACCUUAUGGACAUAAAGCUUUAAAUAUUCAAUUGUUUUUUUUUUCAUUAAUAAAAUAUCUGUGAUAUUAGUUUUGCUGUUGAAUAUAACAAACUGUUUUGUAUUAUUUUUUUAUCUACAUACAAACUAUUAUACUUGAUAAAUGUUCCAUCACAAUCCUUUAUUAAUAUUUAUCUUGCUAGAAGAAUUCUCCAGUCUUAGAUUUCCCAUCUUGGGAUACUUGGGACCGAUAUACGUUGAAGGCAUUUUUCUGUAAUAUAGCAUUUUUCUGUAAUAUACUUAAAAAUAGCUGGAGUAGGUGAGCCUCUUUUUCAGUAAAUAUAGAUACUUUUGCCGAAUGAUUAUAUUAUUACAUACCUACAUUAAUAUUCUGUGAUCUCACUUUCAAAAAUAAUAAAUAGAGACAAAAUUAUUAUAAUUACCUUUGGUGGUUUUAUUGCGUUCUAAUUUCUAUAUUUAAUUCUUUGUUUUAUUAAUGACACUAGUAAUAAAGGUGUGUAGUAUCACAGUUAUAAUAUUUGACUGAAAUUAAAUUACAUUGU
Molecule: messenger RNA, 1786 nt
Organism: Diatraea saccharalis (sugarcane borer)
Lineage: Eukaryota; Metazoa; Arthropoda; Insecta; Lepidoptera; Crambidae
Source: the annotation of a GenBank genome assembly